Messenger RNA from Botrytis sinoallii, 564 nucleotides. RefSeq lists its product as uncharacterized. The transcript is spliced from 2 exons. Lineage: Eukaryota; Fungi; Ascomycota; Leotiomycetes; Helotiales; Sclerotiniaceae. Bases 1 to 564 code for a protein of 187 amino acids. The record is from RefSeq and is a predicted model, not a curated record.
AUGGAUUGGGAUGGAGAUGGAGAUGGAGAUGAAAGGGAAGAGUUUGGAACUGGGGAUUUAGAUAAAUUGCAUCUAGAUUUAGCUGCCUUGUAUUCUGCGAUGGAUAAUCUUGCGACGACGAUGAUUUCCUGUGCACUUGAUCUCGAAGCCAGAAGCACCUCACAUGAUAUCCAGAUAUGGCCUUUGUCGUCAGCGGAGAGUAACUUCAUCCAGACUCUCAACGCCCAAAGUUCCAGCUCCAAUUCCUCGGAGGCAUCCCACAUUGCGCUUGAAGUCCCUACCGGCCCGAAUACCAGCUCCAGUCAUCCUGACAUCCCCACUCCCAGGAUGGGCCCAAACGAAAAAAACCGCCGUGCGAAAGUCCACAUGGAUACUGGUCCGGCUGCUGGGAUCCCUUUACGCGACCUCAUCCCGGAGUAUCGUCCACCAUUGGCAAUCUGUAGAACGGGAAGCGAUGAGAAGCAGGGGUUGGUAGGGCAAACAAACAGGGCUACCACGCUUUUUCGCUACGGUGCCAAUUACCACGCGUGGGUUUUGACACAUGAUUUAGAAUCGGGGUAUUGA